AUGACCGUCUUAGAGCACGGGUUUGUCGUUGCCCCUCAACCGCCACCCGAGAGCUUCCCAAAUUCACAGCUCCGGCACAAUGAAAAACGAUCGAGUGUCUCCCGCGUGCGUGUCGCUGCGUGCUGGAGGAUAUCAUUUGUAGCCUGGUCUGCCGAAAACCUGCCUAGACACAUUAGAAGCACAGAGGAUCGUAGUGACCAGUUCCACCGUGCGACAAACACUUACCGCAACCUUCUGUUUCCAAUAUGGGAUGGAAUUUUUUCAAUAAGCUUGAGGCCUUCUGAGCGUUCCGCACCGCAUUCACUCGAGGCAGAGAUUUCGGCCACAUACAGCCGAACAGGAGCCACGUUACCGAUCAAAACAUACGCCUAUCAAGUGAUGUGGGAAUUGAGAGAGGGUCUGGCACUGGACCGUUUCGUGCAAAAGUCACCAGAGGCCCCUGCAGCUGACGGGUGUAAUGACGACUCAGUUCCGUGGGAUGAAGUUAUGAAGAAGUCUAAACAGAUAAACACGAGAGUCGAACGGGUUGGAAAUGAAAGUGACCAGCCAACUGCAUCAGUAUCGUCAUCCGACUCUGCGGGGUCUGAAGAUUAUUCUUGCAACAUCAGUUUCAAUCCCUCCCCACUACCACCAGCCGUUCUCUCUAUGAGAUUAAGCCCGGUCCCAGUCAUUCCCAACUGCCGCCUCCAAACCCCGGAUGUCUACCCAGCUCAACCCGGUUCCCCGACGAGUCCAUCUACGAUUAACCCUCACCUGGCUGGGUCAUCCUCUAUCCCCCUCCUUCGGGUUAAGUUGCGACAUCGAGGAGUCUCACCCGCCUUAACACUCUUACACUGGUAA
Molecule: messenger RNA, 840 nt
Organism: Paracoccidioides brasiliensis Pb18
Exons: 5
Coding region: 1-840 (279 amino acids)
Source: RefSeq, a predicted model, not a curated record